GUCGCUUUCAUCGUCAUGAUUUCACUGGGAUGCACCAUGGAAGUGCCCAAGAUCAAGGGUCACAUAAUGAGACCAAAAGGGAUGGUGAUUGCAGUUCUGUCUCAGUUCGGGAUCAUGCCUCUCACAGCGUUUUGUUUGGCUAAGGCCUUCCAGAUGUCGGGGAUUUCAGCUGUAGUGGUGAUGCUGAUUGGCUGCUGUCCUGGAGGAAACCUGUCCAACGUCCUGACUCUGGCUCUGCAGGGGGACAUGAACCUCAGCAUCGUCAUGACUACCUGCUCCACAUUGCUGGCACUUGGCAUGAUGCCUCUGCUGCUCUACCUGUACUGCCAAGGUUUUAACCUGGAGAGCGCUGUGCCAUAUGUCGACAUUAUUAUCUCCCUUCUAAUGAUGCUUGUUCCCUGCGGCGUGGGCAUCCUCAUUAACUAUUACAGACCCCAGUACUCCAAGACCAUCACCAAGGUUGGUCUCAGUAUAAUGAUGAUUGCAAUUGUGGUGAUUGGGAUUCUUUCCAGCAUAACCAUCGGAAGCUCCAUCCUCACAGUGCUGUCUCCUCCGUUGAUGAUCAUCGGCGCUUUCAUGCCCUUUAUCGGCUUCACCUUCGGAUACAUCAUCUCCACACUCUUCAAACUCAACCAACCGGAGCGGAGGACCGUUGCUAUGGAAACAGGCUGUCAGAAUGUCCAGCUGUGCGCUACCAUCCUGAAGAUUACUUUUCCAGCAGAGCUGAUGGGGCCUUUAUUCUUGUUCCCGAUGGUCUACGUGUCCUUUCAACUGAUGGAAGCGUUUAUACUCAUUGUUCUGCUCAGGUGUCACCAGUGGUUCACGAAGAAGACCAAAGAGACUUACCAAGCAGCACCUACGACAACAGCCCAGUUAAAGGAGCCCUGUGAGGAAACCAUCUGA
Sphaeramia orbicularis (orbiculate cardinalfish) is the source of this 903-nucleotide messenger RNA. It is a transcript of the gene slc10a1, whose product is annotated as solute carrier family 10 member 1. The record is from RefSeq and is a predicted model, not a curated record. Bases 16 to 903 code for a protein of 295 amino acids. Gene Ontology annotation, biological process: bile acid and bile salt transport. Gene Ontology annotation, cellular component: membrane. Lineage: Eukaryota; Metazoa; Chordata; Actinopteri; Kurtiformes; Apogonidae. Gene Ontology annotation, molecular function: bile acid:sodium symporter activity. The transcript is spliced from 7 exons.